Monosiga brevicollis MX1 is the source of this 1380-nucleotide messenger RNA. RefSeq lists its product as uncharacterized. The record is from RefSeq and is a predicted model, not a curated record. Lineage: Eukaryota; Choanoflagellata; Craspedida; Salpingoecidae. The transcript has 11 exons. Bases 1 to 1380 code for a protein of 459 amino acids.
AUGAAAACUUUAGGCAAGCAGCUGGCGGGGAGCAGGCCGUAUGGGCUGAUCGUGGUCCUGGGAUGGCUGUUGCAGAGCCAGAGCUGGUUGCAGGUGGCGGGCAAGAUUGUUGUCGUGGAGUUGCCGGAGCAGAUUAGCCAGGUGCCGACCGGCGUCAACUACGACAACCCGUUUUACGCCACCAACAUCUCUGGCACUGUCAUUGGCUACAGCGCCAACCAAGUAUGCUAUCGCAUCACGACUGGCGCCACGGUGGAUGCAGUCCUGCCCGAACCCGUGCCCAUCAACUUGUCCCGUGGCUCCGCCCUGGACACGUGCGGCAGCUGGCUCAACGCCGUUAUGUAUGACCCCAGUGAAGAUGUGGUUCGGGGCUGGUAUCAUGAGGAAUGGGAGUGCGACUACGCCCGCAACUCCUAUACCAAUAAAAGCAUUGCCUACGCCGAAUCUCAUGACGGCGGCUACAACUUUAGCAAGCCCAACUACCCCGACAACUACAUCAUUACCAGCCCGCCUGGCAAUUCCUCCACAACACACCAGACUGGUGAAGGAGAUCACACUGUCGUGCGGGUGGGCGACUACUAUUAUCUCUAUUUCCUAGACUGGAACGCCCAGCCCACGGGACCUCGCGUGGCCGUGGCUCGUAGUCACGUCCAAGACGGUGGACGUCCCAACUCUUGGUGGAAAUGGCAUCACGGUAACUUUAGUUCUCCUGGUCGAGGAGGCGAGUGUGACGCCCUUGAGGGUAUCGCAAGUGCUUCCAGCGUGCGCUAUCGCACACGACAGAACGACUUUGUGGCAGUCGAACCGCCGCAGCUUGACGCUCAUACAGAAUUUGCCCAUAGCCAAACGUGGGACCGCGAAGCAAACUCGCCCGAACUAUAUGCCUAUAUCUCCCUUGUGGGUCCUGGUGGAGCAGAGGACAUUGACACCAACUUUUAUCUCUACUACACCUACCUUGAGGUGCCCGAUCUUUCCGCUACAGAAACACUUUUGGCAUUUCAAGGCGGCAGCAACGGAACCCAUGCGUGGGCCACGACAGCACUCAUGUUACGCGCAUACAACUACUCUGCGCGUACUCUAGGCUAUCUGCUGACCCGGCCGGCAUCUGGACGUCGAGCGCUGUAUGACUGCUAUCUCAAUGCUUCCGCCGUUUAUAUGACGGGUUUGGAGGGCGAGUGCGCCGAUGGCAUCAUCCUGCGCACACUAGGCUAUGCUGCAGAUGCGGCCACAACGUUGCCAGCAGCGAAUGGCUUUGCCCCAGUCCAACUGUGGCGAUGCAAGGAUGCUUCGAGUGCGCGCUACAUCACCACGACAAGCGCGUGUGCUUCUGGGGCAACCAGCUCAAGUCUGGGUUGGAUUCUAACUCGCACACAAGCAUGA